AUGAUUGAAUGGGAGGGAACAAAGAAUAGGAGAAACAAUGGAAAGUAUGGAGGAAGAUGGAAGAAGAUGGAGGAGAAAAGAGAGAAGGGAGGAGGGGAGAGAAAAGAAAAGGUAAGAGAAAAUGGGAGGGAGGAGGGAAAGUGACAGAUGAGGAAAGAGGAGGGUGGAGGGAAGAGAAGGAGGAUGCAGGAAAAGGAGUGCUUAAGGGAGAAGAAGGAGGUGAGAAAUGGCGAGAAGAAGAGAGAAGGAAGAGGGAAGGGGGAGUUGAGCAAAGAAGAGCUAAGGGGAGAAAUGAGAGAAUACAGGAAAGAGGAAAGAAGAUGGAAGAGGAGGGAAGAAGAAGAAGAAAUUGUAGAAAAGAAUCAGGAAGGAAUAUUCAGGAGAGAAGAAAAGAGAAGGGAAGAAGGAAGCUUUCAGAAAAACAGAAGGAAGGAAAAAAGAGGCAGAUUAAAGACAGAAAAGGUUGGAAGCGAAAGAAAGAGGAAAUUGGAUGAAGAGGAGGAAAGAGUGUGGAGGAGGAGGGAGAAGGUUGAUGAAAGAGAGGAAAUAAUAAAGGGAAGAAGAAAGAAGAUGGAAUGGGUGUGA
This is a messenger RNA of Microtus ochrogaster (prairie vole), 585 nucleotides long. RefSeq names its product vicilin-like seed storage protein At2g18540. The record is from RefSeq and is a predicted model, not a curated record. Lineage: Eukaryota; Metazoa; Chordata; Mammalia; Rodentia; Cricetidae. The transcript is spliced from 7 exons.